Chenopodium quinoa (quinoa) is the source of this 1390-nucleotide messenger RNA. Its product is annotated as RING-H2 finger protein ATL67-like. The transcript has a single exon. The coding region runs from base 274 to 900 and encodes 208 amino acids. Gene Ontology annotation, biological process: protein ubiquitination. Gene Ontology annotation, molecular function: transferase activity. NCBI's taxonomy places the organism in Eukaryota, Viridiplantae, Streptophyta, Magnoliopsida, Caryophyllales, Amaranthaceae. The record is from RefSeq and is a predicted model, not a curated record.
UUGUAUAUACGCUCUCCCGUCUCCCUCCUUGGCUCGAAAGAGUCUCUAUAAACCCUCUAUUUCUUCAACCUCCCCAAUAAAUGAGCAUCGCUGUUCCCAAACCAAGAAUUAAAUGCAGCAGCUGGACUCUCCACCCACCUCUCUCUUUCUCUCUCCAAAUAAAAUUAAACACCUUCUUCCCAAAAUUAACUCCUCUUCACCCCACUUCAACUUCAACCCAACCCCUUUUCCCUUUCGUUCUCUCUCCUAAAAAAUGAAACUCCCCCUUUUUCAAUGUCCGCCAUUAUUCCUCCACCUUCCUCCUCUCCCCCUCACUCUCACUCCCCUCUCUCACUCCAAAACCUCGGACUCGGUUACGCCAUAGCCAUCGCUUUCGGUUUCCUCGUACUCUUCUCCGCUCUUCUCCUGUCUUCCUACAUCUGUUGUCGGGCCAACCACCGCCGCCGCCGCCGCCUCCACGCUCCACCACUCCCUAACUCCUCCGACAACGGAAUUAUCGUACCUCGUAUCAUCUUUGUCGCUGAAGACGACAACGACGACGACGAGGAAAACCAAAACAGAGCAUCAAACGGCGUCGUUGGACUCGAUCGUGCUGUCAUAAACUCUUACCCGAAAUUCCAAUUCUAUAAGAAGAAUCUGGAAACUAGUAACGGUGAUAAUUUAAUGUGUUCGAUUUGUUUGUGUGAUUACAAAGAAGGUGAGAUGCUGAGAAUGAUGCCGGAUUGUAACCAUUUUUUUCACUUGUGUUGUCUUGAUGCUUGGCUUAAACUUAACGGUUCUUGUCCUGUUUGUCGGAAUUCUCCGUUACCUACGCCGAUUUCUACGCCGUUAGCCGAGGUUGUCCCCCUUUCACAGUACCCUGAUAAUCGUCGCAGGUCUACUGUCAUUUCUUCCUCUUAAUUUAAUUCUACUUGUACUAUAUUUUAAUUAGUUUGGAUUUUUUUUUUCUUUUUUAGCUUUUUUUGUGAUUGAUUUGAUAUUAUGAUUAUGAAGGCCAGAUGUAAACACAAAUUGAACGAAUUUGCUAGGUUUUGUUUUUGGCCUAAUUCAUGCAAAUAUUGAUUAUGAUGAGCGAUCGGUGUUAUUAAUGGUUAGUUAACGCAUAAUGUUAACUCAUGAGUACGAGUAGUACCGAUUUUCGAUGUUUAUUGUUUUUUUAAGUGUGAGAUGAGAUUAUUGAGAUGCUAUGUUCUGUUACUCCCUAACAAAAAGUAAAAGAAAAAGUGAGAUGAAAAAAAAAGAAGAGAAAGGAAGAAAAAGAGAAAAUUGAAAAAAAAGGAGUUUGUAUCUGGUUGUUCCCUUUAGCAGCAAAAUUCAUGUUACAUGCCUUUGAUGUUCAAGUAGGUCAUAUGACCAUCUAAUCAAUGAGAAUUUUUGUGUAUGAGAAUCA